This is a messenger RNA of Cetraspora pellucida, 564 nucleotides long. The record is from the annotation of a GenBank genome assembly. Lineage: Eukaryota; Fungi; Glomeromycota; Glomeromycetes; Diversisporales; Gigasporaceae.
AUGACAUCAUCUGAAACUACCGAUAACGUUCCAACAUGUUUAUCCUGUACAUCCUUAAAAUCUCAAAACGAGUUUAAGGAUAUCCUGAUUUUUAAAUAUCACAAAAUUUCUCAAGCUCAAGAUGAACUUAUCCAAGCUCAAAGAAAUCUAAUCAAAGAUUUGUUGAAAAAUCGAAGUACUAAUCUUGACUUUAGUUAUACUACGCCUAUGAUUGGUGAAUUAGAUUAUUAUAAUGAAAUUAACUAUAUUAAAUCUUUGAGCUGUGAUAUUCAAAGGAAGACAACGCCUCAAGCAUCCGGUUCAAACGAUUGGUGCAGAGUUUAUAUCGGUGCAGUUACAGAUGAUAUAGAUGAAAUGACUUUACAGCAAUGCCUUGAACGUGCUUUCGGUCAAGUUUCUUGGCUGGAAAUUGUCCGUGCUAGGAAUUGCGCAUUUGCUGAUUUUUGGUACGCGGAAUCAUUUCACCGUGCUCUUGAACAAGGAUAUGUUUACUUGACAAAUGGAUCACGCGCGAAAGUCAAAAUGGCUACCAAGCCUGUCAAAAGAUUUAAUGGCUGUAAAUAA